CAUUCCCCCUACUACCUCUGUUGUGGAACUUCUCUCAGUCAUGGAUGCUCCAGAGUACAACCGCUUUGUGGAUCCAGAGAAGAUGGAACUUAUGCUCCCAGACCAAGGACCCAAGGAGAUGAUAAGCACAGACUUCCAGGAGAUAAAACAGUUGGCUCGCCAGGGCUAUUGGUCCCGAAGCUACACUCUCAGGGGGAAGAUUUACCAGAAGCUGAUUGAGGACAUUCCAUGUCGAACAGUCACACCAGAUGCCAGUGUGUACAGUGACAUUGUGGGAAAGAUUGUGGGCAAACACACCAGCACUAACCUCCCUCUGCCCGAGUUUGUGGACAAUAGUCUGGUCCCAAGCUAUUGCCUGAAUGCACAGGGAGAAGAAGCUGUUCGAAAGAUCCUCUUGUGUAUUGCUAACCAGUUUCCUGACAUUUCCUUUUGCCCAACACUUCCAGCCAUUGUUGCUCUACUUCUGCACUAUAGCAUUGAUGAAGCAGAGUGUUUUGAGAAAACCUGUCAUAUGUUGGCUUGCAAUGACCCCAGCAAGAGGUUUAUUGACCAGAGCUUCCUUGCCUUUGAGUCUUCUUGUAUGACAUUUGGGGACCUUGUUAACAAAUACUGCCAGGCAGCCCACAGACUGUUGGUAGAAUUGUCAGAGGAUGUAUUGCAGGUCUACUGUGACUGGCAUCGGUGGCUCUUUGGGGAUCUGCCACUCAAUUACUUUGCCCGAGUCUUUGAUGUAUUCCUGGUUGAGGGUUACAAGGUGCUCUACAGAGUUGCUUUGGCAAUUCUCAAGUUCUAUUGCAAAGCAAGAGCUGCGCAGCCUGUGGAAACAGACAAUGUGAAGCACGAUAUCCGUAUGUUUGUCAAAGACAUUGAUAAGACAGUAUCCCCUGAGAAGCUACUGGACAAAUCCUUUGCCAUCCGUCUCUUCUCCAGGAAGGAGAUCCAGCUCUUGCAUAUGGCCAAUGAGACAGCUCUGAAGCAGAAAGGCAUCACUGUCAAGCAUAAGAGUGUUUCACCUUCUCAAAGGCAGUUCGUGCACUUGGCUGUUCAUGCUGAGAAUUUCCAGUCCGAUAUUGUCACUGUGAAGGAGAUGCGAGACAUCUGGUCCUGGCUCCCUGAACGGUUUGCUCUCUGCCGGCCUCUGCUGAUUUUCUCUACUAUGCAGCAUGGAUAUAGCCUGACAAGGCUUUUUUACCACUGUGAUGGACAUGAGCCAACUCUCCUUCUCCUCAAGACAACAGAGAAAGAGGUUUGUGGUGCUUACCUGUCGACAGAUUGGAGGGAUCGAAAUAAGUUUGGAGGCAAGCUGAGCUUCUUUGGGACCGGGGAGUGCUUUGUGUUUAGGCUGAAGCCAAAAGUUCAACGAUAUGUGUGGGUAGUGAUAAAACACCCAGAGCUGGUCAAGAAUCCAUCCUUAGACGCCUCAACUUCAGGUCUCCAGUUCACCCACACAACCUCCGCAGACCCCUCACGGCGGCUCUCACCUUUCUUGGCUGCUAGGCACUUCAAUCUUCCUUCAAAAGCUGAAUCCAUGUUCAUGGCUGGAUCCAAUGACUGCAUCAUCAUAGGUGGUGGAGGUGGUCAGGCUCUUUACAUCGAUGGGGACCUGAACCGAGGCCGCACAGGACACUGUGACACCUUUAACAAUGAGCCUCUGUGCUCUGAAAACUUCCUCAUCUCUUCCUUAGAAGUGUGGGGCUUCUGGAAUGCUGACAUACAAGAGUAGAGACAACCACACUCAUCAGUCCCUGCAAGGAAGACAAGGACAUUCAGGGGGCUCCCAGCACAGGAAGAAGGCUAAUCCCCAUUUUCAGGUCCUGAGCUUGGAUAGAAGCACAAGACCCUAUAAUCCUUUAAGGGACUCUCUCCAUCCCAGCUUUCUAUGAUGGCUACUGACCCCUCUGAGACCCCUCUGAAAAGUCAGCCUGUAGUCAGAGCCUGAAACUUCCCUUCUCUUCAUCCCCCAGGGAAUGGAUUAGUUUGAGCUAGAGCCUGUUAUGGGGAUCAGAUCAUUUCUGAAGACAGACUCAAGCUUUGCCCCAUGUGCUUAGAGACUUUGAUGUAAUCCAGAGUCCUGUCUCCUCUUGGGACAGAGCCCAUAGAUGGUGUUGGGGGACAGAUAAAUAGCAGAGAUGACCCUGUGUGAACUAAUUCCAAGGCAGGCCUAAGCCCUCUGGCUGUUCCUGAAGGGUAGGCUGGUGGGGUCAGGGAAGGAACCUUUGUUUUAAGGGUAAUCCAAGGUGCAGAUGAACAAGGCCUUGCAUGAAUUCCUCUGCAAUUGCACAUGGGGUCACCAGGCUUCCCCAGUUGUAGCCUUUGGGGCCACCCUUCUCUCAAAUCAUAGGUUCAAAUGUGGACAAACAAUCCUCCCAACAGGCACCUUAUCUUUCUGGGUUUUGGGAAAGGCUCAAGUCCAAGAGACAGAAGUCUUCAGAGGGGCUGGAAUUAACCCUGGAUGCUGGAAUUAGCACUGUCUACACAAAUCCCUCACGUCCUCAGCUGUCUGAAUCCCCUUUCACCUUCCUCCCUUGUCUAGGUACCUUGGUCCUUCUAUACCCUCAAAAAAGUCUCAUUGUGUGUAUAUAUGUGUCUUCCUUUAACACUGAAUCUGGUUUUCUGUGGCUGGGUGUUUUUCUGGUUCUUUUUUCUUUGGGUCUUGAUUUCUUCUCUUCCUGGGGAAAGAAGGGGAUGAGGGAUGGGUCUUUCUGAGGUUAUUAAACACCAGCCUCAGGUACCAGAACCUGAAGAACAGUGGUUCCAUUACCUCACCAAGGCGCAUGUUCCAUUACCUUGCCACUCCUUGGACUUUGGUGCCCUCGUGUGGUUCUUUUGCUCUUUGCCAUAAUAUAGAGGGAGAGAGUGACCUCUAGUGACUGAUACUUAUCCUUGGGUAUGUAAGAGAAGGUCGGAUCUCCUUUGGAUAGCCUUGUCCCAGCUGCCUCUCGUUCAGGGUUCCCCAAAGCCAGCAGAACGACGCAAUGGAAAAGAAAGAAGUUGCAGAAGUGUUUUUCAGGCAACGACUCCAAGCCGGGGCUGGUGCAGAUUUCCCUCUGGAUGUCUCCAUCAAGAGCCCCAAAUGAUUCACUCUGCCUUCCCAUCUCCUACUCUGGCUCUUCUCUAAGAAGGGGGAAGGCACCAUGGCACUUAGUCUUAUCUAGUCAUACAAUAAAACCUUGAUAAAAUUGAAAGUUACUUAUGGUUCAGUGGGCAAAAGGACAGCAUGGGCUGGAGGUUUGCCCUUGGAAACUGCCACAUCUGACUGAGUUCCCACUAACUAAAUAAACUUUGUUCUUUUGCUUG
This is a messenger RNA of Dromiciops gliroides (monito del monte), 3297 nucleotides long. RefSeq names its product TBC1 domain family member 24 (gene TBC1D24). The transcript is spliced from 7 exons. The record is from RefSeq and is a predicted model, not a curated record. Lineage: Eukaryota; Metazoa; Chordata; Mammalia; Microbiotheria; Microbiotheriidae. Bases 41 to 1723 code for a protein of 560 amino acids.